This is a messenger RNA of Colletotrichum higginsianum IMI 349063, 1968 nucleotides long. Its product is annotated as Zn 2cys6 transcription factor. Gene Ontology annotation, molecular function: DNA-binding transcription factor activity, RNA polymerase II-specific; transcription cis-regulatory region binding. The transcript is spliced from 4 exons. The record is from RefSeq and is a predicted model, not a curated record. Gene Ontology annotation, biological process: regulation of DNA-templated transcription. Lineage: Eukaryota; Fungi; Ascomycota; Sordariomycetes; Glomerellales; Glomerellaceae. Bases 1 to 1968 code for a protein of 655 amino acids. Gene Ontology annotation, cellular component: nucleus.
AUGCACCUACGCCGUCGCCCGCGGCCGGAAGCUGCCGGGGCCGCGCUCAAGGUGAGUAGUCUCCGCUUGUCCAACAAUAUAUCGGAAGAGAGAAUCCAGGCCGAGACUGACACUGCCAAAAUUAUUGGGUUAAAAAAAAGAUCCAACAAGCUGCUCCAGGUUCCGGAACGUCCGGCUGAUCCGAGCGUCACCGAGAGCCCGCCGGUCUCCGAGAGUGUCACCUCCGACCAGAGCCGGACGCCGCCACCGCCACCGCACCCGGCCUCCUCUUCCGCCUCAGCUGCAGGCGACCCAGGGUCUCAGCCCCGCCAGGCCGACCUUGGCAGCGGCAGCGCCAGCGGCAACGGCCCUCACGACCCCUUCCAAGCCGGCCAGUUGUCUCUCGAGCGGGGUCAGGAGCUUCUCGACAGGUUCCGCAAGAAACUGACGCCCCAUUUCCCCUUCGUCAUCAUUGCCGAUUCGGUGCACGUGAGCGCUCUGAGAAAGACGAGGCCGGCACUGUGUCUGGCGCUCCUCGCCGCCGCGUCGCACGAUGAUGUCCGGCUUCAGAGAGCGCUGGGCCAGAUGUUUAACGAGCUCGUCGCCGCACGCUUGGUAGCAGGGAACUUUACCUGUUUGGAUGUGCUCCAGGGGCUUCUCGUCCACCUCGCCUGGGCCCAUUUCCAGCCCAGACCCAAGAGAUACUCGCAGCAUCUUCACCUGGCGACUAGCAUUGUCUCCGACCUGCGCCUAGACAGGCCAAAGAACCCCCGGCGUUGGAACGUGGAGGGGAUGAGUGCGCCGCAUGACAAUGUCGAAUCGUUAGACGAACAGAGGACUUUCCUCGGGACGUACUAUCUUUCAUCUUGUACGAGCAUCGUGCUCCAGAAACUUCGCAUAGUCACUUUGUCCAGUUUCAUCACCGAAACGGCGAACCGGCUGGCCGAAGUAGCCGAGUUCCCUAGCGACCAGUACCUACCGUACAUUGUUCGCCUACAACGGCUUGCCGAAGACAUUGACGAUGUCGUCAAGAACGAGUCGACGUUGGAUCCCAUGCAGAUACAAGCGUCCGUCUCGGAGGCCAAGGAAAGGGUCGACAUGUUCAAGAACAGCCUGGGAUUCUCCCUCAGCGACUGCCCGCUGUUGGUUCCCCAGCUACACACGAUCCAGCUCUGCCUGAACCAGCUAUCGCUGCCAGAGGCUCCCUUCGGGCUGAGCAACCCUCAAAACGCUCCGAUGCAGCGGCUCAUCGCAGGCCUGUCCGAGAGUAUCGUGUCCGCCAAAUCCCUCGUCUGCGUCCUCCUACACACGCCUCCCGGCCAGGAGGUCUUCUUCCCCAACAUUGUCUGGGUGAUGCUCCAUUGCGGCUUCACGCUGGCCGCCCGGCUGGACCUCUUGGCCGCGGACCCGAGGAUAGGCUUCAUGGCGGAGCACCUGCGGCAGUUCUCGGACAUUGCGCACACCAUCCGCCAGGUCGUCCUCCGACUCGAGUCCGCGAGCUCGCCAGACCUCGACGACCGAGGCGAUCGCGACAGCUUCUACCACUUUGCCAUCCGUACGAAACGCGUCGAGAAGUUCUACCUGGAGCAGCAGCAGCGGCAGUCCGCCCUCCUCGAGCAACAGCAGCAGCAGCAGCAGCAGCAGCACGACUUCUCGCCCCAGAGUUUACACGUCACCAUGCCGACAAGCACGGCCGGCUUCACGACCAUGGGCACGCCCGCCUCCGACUUCUCGAACCAGAGUCAGAUCUUGGAUUAUUCAGUCGCGCCUUCGGUGUUCUCCUCGCACGCGGUCGCGCCCAUGGACGGAAGCGUUGUGUACGGCGGCAACCACAACGGCUUCAUCAUACCCAACACGGGCGCCAUGAAUUCGAACCCGGAAUACGUCAUGGACGCCCUCUCGGUUCUGCCCGAAUCCUUCAUCCCGUUCAGGGGCUGGGGUCCCGUGGUGGGCAACGAAGGCGGUGAUAGAGCGCAGUUUUUAGCGUGA